CCUGCGAAAUCUGAUCCUACUUUUGGUCCUUUAAAGGCAUAAUGGAUGAACCUGGACUGGAGAUCCACAGCGCGGUGGCACUGUCCCCUGAACUCUCUUUCAGAAGAGACAAGGCCAACCGCAGCAGUAGCGGACAGUACUUCAGCAUGAAACGUUGAACGAAGUGGAACAGUUGGGAUUGUUGGAAAGUGAAUGAGAAUAGCUGCGUGGAGUCGUGAUGUGAUUUACCGGGGAACGUUUACUACGCGAGGAAAGAGAAAAAGCCGACUACAAAGUCACAAGGUUCUACGUCAGCCUGUCGCUUACCAGUCUACGAAGUCUGUUUAUCUGCCGGUUCAGUCAAGAUGGCGGAUGUCUUGGAGAGUGGCGGCACAGGUGCAAGUUCUGUUGGAGGGGUGGGAAGCGUGGAUUGGCAGAAGCGUUGUGUUGCCUUGGAGAUGCAGCUGCUGAGGUUCCGUCUGCAGGCAGGGAAGAUCCGAGAGCUGCUGGCCGAGAAGAUGCAGGAGCUGGAACAGAGGGUGACAGAGUCUGACCAGCGGGCCGAGAGUGCUGAAAAACAGGUCCAUGUCAUGGAAGAGAAGCUGAAAUCUGCUAACAUACAACCCAGUGAAUCAGAGAACCUAUUGUACAGAAGGUACCAGGAACUGACCAAUCAGGUGCAGGAAAAAGAUGCUGUGAUUAAGAGACUGGAGGUGCAGCUGGAAAAACAGAUCUUAGUCAGAGCGCAGGAGGCUAAGACAAUUGAGGAAAAGGCUGCUAAAAUCAAAGAUUGGGUUACUUUUAAGCUACGAGAGAUGGAGACAGAGAACCAGCAGCUGAAGAUGUCCAACCUGAAGCAGACGGAACAGAUUAUGACGCUGCAGGACAAGCUCCAAGGUGAUCCUUUUUCCACCACAGUAGCUCUUCUAGAGCAUCCUCCUGCCUCUCCAUCUACAGACACCCACCAGGUACCAUCCAGCCCUCUGCAUCCCCCCAGCUGUCCUGGGACCCCCCCUGCCCUGGGUGAGACAGGCUGGGGAAGACUGACAGGUUCAGAGCAGCCCUGUAAGGCUCGAGGUGACAGAGUGGACACGACAGGUCACGACACUGUGACAGGAAGCUCGUCGGACCAAACGUCUAUAGACAGAAGGAGGAGGGAGGCUGGGGCAGGGCCGGGUAGUCCCGUUACAACCGCUGGAGGUCAGGACCAACCGCUAGAUGGCGCUCUCCCCAGAAACCAUUCCUCGGACGAGCUCAACAGCAAGUUCCGUUCCCAGCGUCUCCGCUCCUCCUCCUCGUCCUCGUCCUCCUCUUCCUCUGCCUACGAAACGGCCUGCAAGAGUCCCAGCAAACCAGUCGCGUGUAACUCUGCCCCAAAAAGCCCCCUCCUCUGCCGUUCUCCUUCUAACUCCCACCCCUUCCAGACAGUGUCUCAGCCACUGGCCCUACCUUCCCCUACUGGGACCAGCAUGACCCUACCCAAGGUGCGAACGCCCCUCACCCCCCGCGACAGCAUCCAGCUGGUGAAGAAACACUACAGCCAGCCCCACCCCGGGGGUGUGGACAGGUUGCAUCACCUGGAUGUCCCCGUCAACAUCAUGACGACCUCCGGACCCCAGAGCCCUGCGCCCCCCCCCGCCUGUGGACAUGUGGUGGUGGAGACCGAUAUAGAUGAUGGUCUGUCUGAUGGUAUGGAGGGGGUGGUGGAGGGGGCAGAGGCAGACAAUCCUCCCCUUGAAGACGUGCCUUUUGUCAGGUUGGGUGAAGAGCUGGAACUGUUGGACCCUGAGGUCCUGAAACCCCCCACUCCUCCUCUACAUCGCUUCCCGUCCUGGGAGAGCCAUAUCUAUGCUGUGGCCAAGUCGGGGAUGAGAGUGUCAGAGACAAUGGCAGGAACCAGAGGUCCUAGUCGAGGAUCCAGCUUACCGCAGUACCCAGCUGCAGGACCGUUCACUCACCUGAUUUACAAGAACAUCAGCGUGCCUGUGUACACCACUCUCAAAGGGAAAGCCACCCAGAUCAGCAGUGGGCCCCUGCCUGAUGAAGACUCUGGUUCGGAGGACGACAGCAGCUCUCUAGCCAGCCUCAGGACCUCCACCCUGGUCCCCGACAGGAAGGGCAGCACUCCUGGGAGCCCACGGGCCGUCAAGAGGGGUGUGUCCAUGUCAUCCAUCAGCUCUGAAAGUGACUACGCCAUCCCUCCGGACGCUUAUUCCCUGGACUCCGACUACUCCGAGCCGGAACACAAAGUCCAGAGAACCUCCUCGUACUCCUGCGAGAGUCUGCGAGAGCCUGAGAUGCUAGAGAAGUCAGGCUAUCUGCUCAAGAUGGGCAGUCAGAUUAAAGCCUGGAAGAGACGCUGGUUCAUUCUGCGGAACGGAGAAAUUCUGUACUACAAGUCGCCUAGUGAUGUGAUUCGGAAGCCUCAGGGUCAGAUGGAGCUGAACUCCUCCUGCAGAAUUGCUCGUGGAGAAGGAGCACAGACAUUUCAGUUGAUAACGGAGAAGAAAACGUUCUACCUUACGGCUGACUCUCCCAACAUCUUGGAAGAGUGGAUACGAGUUCUACAGAACAUACUCAACGUCCAGGCCAGCAGCCCUGUUACCGUGGAGAACACUGCCACCAAACCCACCGUGAGGGGCUGGCUCACUAAGGUGAAGCAUGGCCACUCGAAGCUGGUGUGGUGCUCUUUGGUUGGCAAGGUGUUCUAUUAUUUCAGGAACCAGGAUGACAAGCUCCCCCUAGGCCAGCUGCGUAUGCGCGAGGCCGUAGUGGAGGAGGUGGACAGGUCAUGUGACUCAGACGAGGAUUACGAGGCGGGUGGGCGUGGCUUCUUGUCAUCCCACUGUACUCUAGUGGUCCACCCCAGAGAGCAGAGCCCCAACUACCUUCUCAUAGGCACCAAACAAGAGAAGGACACCUGGUUGUACCACUUGACGGUGGCGGCCGGCAGCAGUGCCAGCUUUAAGGUGGGCACAGAAUAUGAACAGCUGGUUGGGAACCUCUUAGACGUAGAGGGAGACCCAGACUCAGCGUUGUGGAGGAGUGAAGCCCUGUGUUUCUCUAAGGAGGGCCUGCGUUGGCCUUUGACUACCUUACCCUCUGAAGCUCUGCAGACUGAAGCACUCAAACUCUUCAAGUCCUGUCAGCUAUUCAUCAACGUGCUGGUGGAGUCUCCCUCCAUCGACUAUCACGUAUCCCUGGCCCAGAAUGCAUUGCAGGUGUGCCUAACGCACCCAGAGCUCCAGAACGAGAUGUACUGUCAGUUGAUAAAGCAGACCAACCAACGCACUCCACACAACUACUCCUUAACUCAGUGCUGGCAGCUGUUGUCAGUGUGUGUGGCUCUCUUUCUGCCUCAGCAACACUUCCUGUGGUACCUCAGACAAUAUCUGCAGCUCCAUGCAGACCCCAGGAGUGAGGUGGGGAAGUAUGUGGUGUACUGUCAGAGGUCUGUAGAGCGUACCCUUCAGAACGGAGAGCGGGAGGCCAAACCGUCACGUAUGGAGAUUCUAUCCAUCCUACUGAGGAAUCCCUAUCACCACUCAUUACCCUUCAGCAUUCCUGUCCACUUCAUGAAUAACACUUACCAGGUGGUGGGCUUCGAUGGCUCCACCACAGUGGAGGAGUUCCUCAACACCUUGAACCAGAGGGUAGGCAUGAGGAAACCACACCUCUCCGGCUUUGCCCUGUUCACCGACGACCCCUCUGGGAAAGACCUGGAGCACUGUCUACAGCCCUCCGUCAAGAUCUGUGAUGUAAUCUCCAAGUGGGAACAGGCCCUGAAAGAACUGCAUCCUGGGAAAUACGAGGGGACGCGUAUUGUCCGUCUGACAUACAAGAGCAGGCUGUGUUUCCGGGCCCAGGCUAAAGGGGAGACGGAACGUGAGCGCCUCCUACUGGCCUACCAAGUCAAUGACGAGGUCCACCAGGGUCACUUCCCUGUCAACAAGGAGCUGGCUCUGGAAGUGGCUGCCCUCAUGGCUCAGGUGGAGCACGGUGACCUGGACCGUCGGGCCCCUUCCCCCUCCUCCCCCAGCAGCAGUUCCUCCCCUCAGCUCAAAACCCAACAGAUCCUCCUACAGGCCCUAGAGCGCUUCUAUCCCAAACGUUAUAAGCAAGACUGUAACAUGGACCAGCUUCGAGAUCUGUCAGACCGUCUGGCCACAAAGUGGUCAGUCCUGCGUGGCUGUAGCGCCUCAGAGUGUGUCCGGAUCUACCUGACCGUUGCCAGGAAGUGGCCGUUGUUCGGUGCCAAGCUCUUCAGUGCUAAGCCUGUUCCUCCCUCGUGUGUAGAGCAGUCACAGGUCUGGCUAGCUGUCAAUGAGGAAGGAUUGUGUGUGCUUGACCAAACCAUGCACCUUCUGGCCACAUACUCCUACCAAUCAGUGAUCACCUUUGGCGGUUGCCGUGAUGACCUGAUGGUGGUUGUUAGCCAGAACAAAGAGCAGGGUGGCGGGAAGAAGAGUGUGGAGAAGCUAGUCUUCGCUAUGGCUAAGCCCAAGAUCCUGGAGUUGACUCUGUUGAUGGCCAGCUAUAUUAAUUACUGGACCCCAAGCCUCCCCGCUGCCCAACACCAUUCCCCAGGACCUUGCUCCCCCCUGGGGCCGUGUGGGGCUGGGACUGGGAAGACAUGGGACGUGGAUAGCAGACACUUUCCCUCCAUGACCUACACAACAAAGGGACCAACUCUACUGUGAAUACAGCAAGCAGCAACCAACCCCCAGUACCAGUGCAUUUUUGGAUCAACAGGGUCAUGUUCAUUAAGCACUAAGUGGAAGAAAACUGACUUGAAUAAGAAUUGCUCUUUUUUCUAUUGAUGCGACAGUGUACUUAACGGAAAACAAAACCCAGGACUGAGAAACUACAGGGUAUUGGGAGUUGUGGUACGGAGGACAUUUUGCCUUAUGUGCGUUACUUGUAAAAAUUACCAUUGUUUUAUUUUCUCUCUAAAUCCUUCAGGCCUUUUGAUUUCUUCUUGCUCUUCACUACCUACUUACUUUACAAUACAGAUUUUAUUUACUGACUCGAUUGGUACUUGAGGCUCAUUAAGCUCUUCAUUGUUAGUGAAUACCACAAAUUUUGUGGGUUGGACAAAUGUUAUUUAACAUGAACUUAGGACAGAAUAAGUGUAAUGUUCAAUACAUUAAAUUGUACUUGAUUUUUGCAAUUGCACAAUAUGUCUGACUUUAAAAGAAAAUCCCAGGACCGAGCCUGAGGAGAACCACCCUCUGUGACUUAUGGAAGGUGUGAUGGCACCAUGUUGACCAAGCAAUGUUUUAAAAGCAUUUCAAUGUCAUACUUUUCAUUGUUAGGUGCAGAGCAUCAAUAUUUUCUAAGAUUAUAGAGAAAAAUAAGAUGUAUGAACACAUUUCAUGGCUUGUGCUCCUUUGACCACCAGGCAUGACAACUAGUCUUGGGGUCAGUUGCAUUUCAAUUGAAGUAAGCAGACAUUUUUAUUCCAUCAUCCAUAAAGGCCUUUCAAUUAAAACUGUUGAAAAGGGAAUGCCACUUUGAGAAUUGACUAAUUGGAAUUGUCCCCAAGCUUGUUGACAAUACAUUGGAAGAUAAUGGGAACUCAACAUGGUUGGAAUGAUUACAUAGAGAGGUCCAGCUACAUGAACAUGAACUGGUAGAAUUAGAGCUAUUGAAAUGUUAUAUGUGACUUGAAUUGUAUUGGAUCAAACCACUGUUUUGGUCAUUUUCCUAUUAGUUAUUUAUUUCAAUAGCAAUAUAUUGUGGCUUUUUUGUAUGAUUGAAAUUAUGUUUUGCAAAACUGUUAGAUUUAGAAAUUAUGGUCAGUUAGACAGUUGUAUGCCUUGCAAUGCUGUAUGAUUUGUGAAUUAGGGAUGUUAGGUCAAUGAGACAGAAUAUACAGGAUAGAAAAUGGGCUGGGCUUAGCUGUAAUGCAAUGUGUUAAAAAAUGAAAUAAAUGGUAGGCGAACACUACCUAUUCAAG
Esox lucius (northern pike) is the source of this 5938-nucleotide messenger RNA. It is a transcript of the gene plekhh1, whose product is annotated as pleckstrin homology domain containing, family H (with MyTH4 domain) member 1. The record is from RefSeq and is a predicted model, not a curated record. The transcript has 31 exons. Gene Ontology annotation, cellular component: cytoskeleton. Bases 345 to 4679 code for a protein of 1444 amino acids. Lineage: Eukaryota; Metazoa; Chordata; Actinopteri; Esociformes; Esocidae.